CCGGCUUCCGCAGACGGCGCUGGUGGGCGAUCGUGAGGCGCCGGAGGACGUUCCCCGCGGCCGGAGCCAUGGAGAUGCCUCUGCCGCCCGAUGACCAGGAGCUUCGAAAUGUCAUCGACAAGCUGGCUCAGUUCGUGGCUCGCAACGGGCCCGAGUUUGAGAAGAUGACAAUGGAGAAGCAGAAGGACAACCCGAAAUUCUCGUUUCUGUUCGGAGGAGAGUUCUACAGUUACUACAAGUGCAAGCUGGCGCUGGAGCAGCAGCAGCGGCCCUGCACCAUGUGGCUGCCGGGUCUUUGUGUAAUGGAGAGUGAGGUUACGAGUCCCUCUGGGCCCCGGAUCUGGGAGUCCUCUUUUGUUUCGCAGACACGGCAUCUCCUGCUGACAGGCCUUCUCUCCUUGCCUCCUCACCUGUGUUCAGAUGACAACAAGCCCCCCAUCCAAAUGCCGGGCUCCGCGGAGUAUGACGCCACAGGAGGGGUCCAGGAUCCUGCAGCCGCCGGCCCCCGAGGCCCCGGACCCCAUGACCAGAUCCCACCUAACAAGCCCCCUUGGUUUGACCAGCCUCACCCCGUGGCUCCCUGGGGCCAACAGCAGCCACCGGAGCAGCCCCCCUACCCACACCACCAAGGCGGGCCGCCCCACUGCCCGCCCUGGAACAAUAGCCAUGAGGGCAUGUGGGGCGAGCAGCGUGGGGACCCCGGCUGGAACGGCCAGCGUGACGCGCCCUGGAACAGCCAGCCCGACCCCGCCUGGAACAGCCAGUUCGAGGGCCCCUGGAGCAGCCAGCACGAGCAGCCGCCCUGGGGCGGGGGCCAGCGCGAGCCGCCCUUCCGCAUGCAGCGGCCGCCGCACUUCCGGGGGCCCUUCCCGCCCCACCAGCAGCACCCACAGUUCAACCAGCCGCCACACCCCCACAACUUCAACCGCUUCCCGCCCCGCUUCAUGCAGGACGACUUCCCCCCACGGCACCCCUUCGAGCGGCCACCCUACCCUCACCGCUUCGACUACCCCCAGGGAGACUUCCCCGCCGAGCUGGGCCCCCCUCACCACCACCCUGGUCACCGCAUGCCUCAUCCUGGCAUCAACGAGCACCCACCCUGGGCUGGGCCCCAGCACCCCGACUUCGGCCCUCCCCCUCAUGGCUUCAACGGGCAGCCCCCCCACAUGCGGCGACAGGGCCCACCCCACAUCAACCACGAUGACCCCAGCCUGGUCCCCAAUGUGCCCUACUUCGACCUCCCUGCCGGGCUGAUGGCCCCCCUCGUGAAGCUGGAAGACCACGAGUACAAGCCUUUGGACCCUAAAGACAUCCGCCUCCCACCCCCCAUGCCACCCAGCGAGAGGCUGCUGGCGGCUGUGGAGGCCUUCUACAGCCCCCCGUCCCACGACAGGCCAAGGAACAGCGAAGGCUGGGAGCAGAACGGCCUCUACGAGUUCUUCCGAGCAAAAAUGCGGGCCCGGCGGAGGAAAGGCCAGGAAAAAAGGAACAGUGGACCCUCGAGGUCUCGGAGCAGAUCCAAGAGCCGAGGGCGUUCUUCCUCCCCCUCCAACUCAAGAUCCUCGAAGUCGUCAGGCUCGUACUCGAGGUCAAGGUCACGUUCCUGCUCCCGCUCGUACUCCCGCUCCAGAUCCAGGAGCCAGAGCCGGUCGCGCUCCUCGAGAAGCCGCUCCCGCUCCCGGUCCAGGUCCAGGUCCAAGUCGUACUCCCCGGGACGACGACGGCGGUCGCGGUCCAGGAGCCCCACCCUGCCUUCCUCCGCUGGUCUGGGUUCUAAUUCAGCACCUCAUAUACCUGACUCGCGGCUCGGAGAAGAGAACAAAGGCCACCAGAUGCUGGUGAAGAUGGGCUGGAGUGGCUCCGGCGGCCUCGGUGUGAAAGAGCAAGGGAUCCAGGACCCCAUCAAGGGGGGGGACGUCCGGGACAAGUGGGACCAGUACAAGGGUGUGGGUGUGGCCCUGGACGACCCCUACGAGAACUACCGCCGGAACAAGAGCUACUCCUUCAUCGCCCGCAUGAAGGCCAGGGAUGAGUCGAAGCAAGAAACGCAAGACCCUCCGCCCCCCGAGUAAGAGCUCUUCGUACCCGAAGGCGCGGAGGUGCGCAUCUUCCUGCCACCAGAUCUAAGGGGCGCGGGGCCGGCAGGGUCUAACCUGCCUGCCCCCUCUGGCUGUGUAGUGAUGAAGCCACAGCCGGGCGCCAUGACUGCUCACGAUUGAAAAACAGACAAACAAAACGUUUUUGACUGGCAAAGUUAAGCAAGGUUUUCAUUUUUAUUCCCAUUGGUUUAGUUUUAGAACAUGUUGACCUGAGACGAUCCCCACUGAGAUCAUUUGAAACCUAAUUCCUCUAAGACAUACUGGCCCUUAGUUCGGUUCCUUUAGUUGUGUAAGUUGAGUUUUGUUUCCUGGAACGUUAGCCAUUUGCUGUUUGGAGAAACAGAGGUUCUAGCAGGAAACCAGUCUAAAGUGGCUUCAGGUCGAGGGGCACGGCCCUUGGAGUCUGCACCUGGCGCCUCCUCGUGUUUCUCACUUAGAAGAGCCCAACACCAGCGCGCGCGACGGCCCCUUCCAUCCAGAGUGCGGAGGGCGCCCCCGCUAGGGCCUCCUGCUCUCAUUUCGUUUGCACCCCCCACCCCCAAAGGGAGGUGCGGCCAGGAGUGGAGCUGCCCCUGCCGGAAGCUGCUGGGUGACUGCCGGGAUCGGCCGUGCCCGGCGUCCCUGGGCAGCUGGGUGUGGUGCCGUUUAUUUGUACAGAAACGUUUUUGAAAACUUCUUUUCAAUAAGAUGCAAACUCCUCUCCACCUUUUCAACCCAAAGUGAUAAAAUAUUUGAUUCUGUUCUAGAUUCCUGUAGCUGUGAAUUGUUCAAACCUGUCUGAUUCUGGAUAAAACAUAAACACGUGCUGUUAACAAUUUCUUGUGGAUUUUACUGUUUUGCCUUCAAAUAAAGACUUUUUUUUAA
This is a messenger RNA of Propithecus coquereli (Coquerel's sifaka), 2963 nucleotides long. RefSeq names its product calcium homeostasis endoplasmic reticulum protein. NCBI's taxonomy places the organism in Eukaryota, Metazoa, Chordata, Mammalia, Primates, Indriidae. Gene Ontology annotation, molecular function: RNA binding. Gene Ontology annotation, biological process: RNA processing; intracellular calcium ion homeostasis. Gene Ontology annotation, cellular component: perinuclear region of cytoplasm. Bases 69 to 2072 code for a protein of 667 amino acids. The record is from RefSeq and is a predicted model, not a curated record. The transcript has 13 exons.